AUGUCCUCUCGUUCCAGUUCAACCAUCAACAUCCCAGUGACCCGGCCCUUGGAUGAUGCCACGGCGGUAUACCGGCCGUUCAAAAGACAUAGAUCUGAGCUCAACUUUGGAUACCUGGAGCUUCUCAACGAAGAGAUCCGGGACGCUGCGCAGCGGAUCACUUUCGGCGACCAGGAACCCCUUCCGGCAGGUCAGAUAGGACUCACAGCCUGGUCCCCAGCAGAAAAGCAGAGUUUUUUCGAGGCCGUAGCACGUCUCGGAAAACAUGACUUGCCCGGCAUUGCCGCCAGAGUCGGCAGCAAAAGCGUUGCAGAGGUCAGCCAGUACCUGAUGCAUCUCCAGGAGGCCUGCGAUUCGAGGCGCCAGCAAGUGUCUCGCUCUAUUCUAGAGCUUGCAGAAUAUCCCGCUGCUGUCGAGAUUAGCCAGCAGUGCUGCCACGCCCAGGAAGAGGCUGCCGAUGAAAUCUCCCUCAAGCAAGAAGUGCGCGAGGAGAUGAGGGAACAGGGCCGGUGGGGAGACGUAUGGGACGUGACCCCAAAGGUUGCCAAGGAGCUGAGCAGAAAUGUUCAUCUUCAUAGCCAGGAUGCGAACCUGUCCAGCAAUGUGCCUCAGUUUGCUCAGCUCUUUCAUCUCUCAAAGUGGCUGGAGCUCUCGGCGCGCAUGUUUAUGAACUCUUCGAUUCCCGCCAACAACUGGAAUUCCAUCGAUGAGAAUCCCCCGUCCAUGUGGGCCACGACGUUCGAUGACUUUCACUCGUUGGCCGUGUCGGUCACCCGGAGGCUUGUUCAGACAACGCUGUUCAUGGCCAUGUCCAGGAUCAGAUCCAAGACCGCCAUCGGCUGGAAAAUCAGAGACAUGGUACUGCUACAGGAUGUCGAGGCAGCCAUCUCAUCCUUGAAUAUGGCUUCCAAGUCAAAGGAUGCCUGGAUUGGCAGUGCUCGUAGAUUACGCCUUGAUGUUUACGAAGAUCCCCCAGAAGGGGAGGAAGAACCUGAUGAGGACCGUAUGACCUAUGAGGAAGUGGAACGAGCCUUGUCCGAUGCGGGAGCAUCCGGAUCACAGCAGCAAGCGCAGCCUCCAACUCCCUCCUUGUUUACUCAGCUCAGCCACUCCGAGGAUGAAGAAGACAUGUUUUCAGAAGCUUCCGCCGACUCGAGCAGAUCAGUUUCCCCCACCGAUGAGGAGGAGCGAGAAGUCGACGUGGAAACAAGGGAAGUCUUGGAGUGCACUAUCGGGGACAUCCGGCCUGAUAAAGCUACGAGAAGAGCGCUGAGGGCGUGCAUAGCCACAGACCGACUGAAGGAGAGGCAAGCUGAGGAAGCCGAUCAGCAUGCCAGCUAUAAAGCAGAAGUCGAGAUGUGGAAUGUGCUGCAGAAGAAGCCGCCCAUGGACCUACCUAAGAAACAGGAUCCUGGUCCACCACGACGUUCGGCCCAGAGCAUGGAUAACUUCUUCCCCAGUGGACGAGAUUGGGCGCGGAAGCUGCUCUACUACAGCGAGUGGGAAACGCUGCCGCGGAGGAAGAGGCUGGAGAUGAAGGAGGAGAUGAAGCAGAGGAUAUGGAGGCAGAGGAAGAGGCAGAGGAAGAGGCAGAGGAAGAGGCAGAGGAAGAGGCAGAGGAAGAGGCAGAGGAAUAGGCAGAGGAGGAGGCGGAGGAGGAGGCGGAGGAGGACGUACAGCUGGACCAAGAUGGAGAUGAGGAUGAAAGUGAUGCAUGACGGAAAGCAUCUAAAGUAA
Trichoderma citrinoviride is the source of this 1737-nucleotide messenger RNA. RefSeq lists its product as hypothetical. Lineage: Eukaryota; Fungi; Ascomycota; Sordariomycetes; Hypocreales; Hypocreaceae. Gene Ontology annotation, molecular function: rDNA binding; RNA polymerase I general transcription initiation factor activity. The coding region runs from base 1 to 1737 and encodes 578 amino acids. Gene Ontology annotation, cellular component: RNA polymerase I upstream activating factor complex. The transcript has 3 exons. The record is from RefSeq and is a predicted model, not a curated record. Gene Ontology annotation, biological process: transcription initiation at RNA polymerase I promoter; nucleolar large rRNA transcription by RNA polymerase I.